Armigeres subalbatus is the source of this 1338-nucleotide messenger RNA. RefSeq lists its product as uncharacterized. Lineage: Eukaryota; Metazoa; Arthropoda; Insecta; Diptera; Culicidae. The record is from RefSeq and is a predicted model, not a curated record. The transcript is spliced from 2 exons. The coding region runs from base 1 to 1338 and encodes 445 amino acids.
AUGACGAAUGCGUCGGACGAAAUAAUCAUUAUCGGCGAUUUCAAUUUGCCAGGAAUUUCGUGGAGUUCCUCCUGCAACGGGUUCCUUCACAUAGAUAUGGAACGAUCUUCAUUACACAGUCACGCCUCCAAACUCCUCGAUUACUACAGCACAGCCACGUUACGUCAAAUCAAUCACGUUACCAACGAAAAUAAUCGCAGCCUGGAUCUGUGUUUUGUUAGCGCUCAGGACGCUGCUCCGCUAAUUUUGCAUGCUCCAUCACCGUUAGUUAAAGUAGUUAACCAUCAUCCUUCGUUGAUACUCAAGCUGAACAACACGCGAGCCAAUGUCGUUGCAUCGAUCGAGCCCAUAAUCUACAAUUUCCAUAACGCCGAUCAUCAUAGCAUUGCUGAGUUCUUUGCUACAUUGGACUGGGUUGACAUUCUUGGCGGUUGUGAUGCAGAGAAUGCGGCAUUGACUUUAUCGCAUAUUAUUGGACACGUGAUUGAAAGACAUGUUCCUAAGAAAAUCGUCGCUCCUAAUAGUUGUCCUUGGCAGACCCGUCAGCUUCGUAGAAUGAAAACUGCUAAAAGAGCUGCUCUCAAGCGCUAUUCCAAACACGGUCCGGAUGGCAUUCCGUCUGCGUUCUUGAAAAGGCACAUCGAACUUCUGCUCGCUCCCUUUCAACUGAUUUUCAACAAAUCGCUAUCCAGUGGACUUUUUCCGUCCGUGUGGAAAACCGCUACAAUGUUUCCCGUGUACAAGAAGGGCGAUCGAAAAGAUGUCAACAAACAUCGCGGCAUCUCUUCCUUGUGCGCUGCAUCCAAAUUAUUCGAGCUAGUUAUAACAGAACCACUCAUAUCUCACUGUAAGCAACAUCUGAGUGCCGAUCAACAUGGGCUCAUCUCAGGCAGAUCUACGACCACUAAUCUUUUGUGCCUAACUUCGAGCAUUACCGACAGCUUUGUGCAGCUCUAUGCACUAAUUCGGUCUAUCUCUGACGCAAUGGACCUACAACAAGAUAUUAAUUCAUUUGCGGCUUGGUGCACAUUGAACCGGAUGGUUGUCAAUCCUACCAAAUGUUCCGUGAUCUCUUUCACUCGUGUACAUCAGCCAAUAAUUUACAACUACGAGCUCAAUGGAAUUGUGAUACAACGUGUGAACUGUAUAAAGGAUCUUGGUGUUAUUCUAGAUACGCAGCUAACAUUCAAGCAUCAUGUCUCUUACGUGAUUGAGAAGGCUUCUAGAACAUUAGGAUUCAUCUUUCGCGUCGCCAAGGGUUUCACCGAUGUUUAUUGCUUGAAAUCACUGUACUGUUCGCUGGUUCGAUCUACGCUGGAAUAUUGUUCCGCUGUAUAG